Messenger RNA from Ricinus communis (castor bean), 1919 nucleotides. Its product is annotated as glutamine synthetase leaf isozyme, chloroplastic. Gene Ontology annotation, molecular function: glutamine synthetase activity. Gene Ontology annotation, cellular component: cytoplasm. The transcript has 14 exons. The record is from RefSeq and is a predicted model, not a curated record. Bases 253 to 1551 code for a protein of 432 amino acids. Lineage: Eukaryota; Viridiplantae; Streptophyta; Magnoliopsida; Malpighiales; Euphorbiaceae.
CCAAGCGUCUCUCCUUUUGGUGUCCCUAAAGAGACCACAAACAAAUUUCCUCCACUCAUAGCGCAUACCCCUAUCUCCUCUGGAAAAGCCAACAAACCCUUCUUUUUUUUUCAAGUCUUUUGCUACUACUAUAAGUCUGUAACUGCUCUUACUCUCUCCCUCUCCCUCUCACCCAUAUAGAGGCAACAGCACCCACUUUCUUGCUGCUUCUCUAGCCAUUUUCAGGCAUUUCCCAGCAAGGUGUAGGUGAAAAUGGCACAAAUCUUGGCACCCUCUCCACAAUGGCAGAUGAGACUCCCAAAGAACUCGAUGCCUGCAAGUCCCCUGACAACAAAGAUGUGGAGUUCCCUGUUGCUGAAGCAGAACAAAAAAGUCACAGCUAAAAACUCUGGCAGACUCAGAGUAUUUGCACUGAAGUCUGAAAACAGCACCAUCAAUAGGCUAGAGGAUCUUCUAAAUUUGGACAUUACACCAUACACCGACAGGAUCAUUGCCGAGUACAUUUGGAUUGGAGGAUCUGGUAUUGAUGUGCGAAGCAAGUCAAGGACUAUUUCAAAACCUGUGGAACAUCCAUCUGAGCUGCCAAAGUGGAACUAUGAUGGAUCAAGUACUGGACAAGCACCAGGAGAGGAUAGUGAAGUUAUUCUAUACCCCCAGGCAAUUUUCAAGGACCCUUUCCGUGGAGGUAACAAUAUUUUGGUAAUUUGUGAUUCAUACACACCAGCAGGUGAGCCCAUUCCUACAAACAAACGCAACCGUGCUGCUGAAAUUUUCAGUAGUAAGAAGGUUGUAGAUGAAGUGCCAUGGUUUGGAAUUGAACAAGAGUACACCUUACUUCAACCAAAUGUGAAGUGGCCCUUGGGCUGGCCUGUUGGAGCCUAUCCUGGUCCUCAGGGUCCUUACUACUGUGGAGCUGGGGCUGAUAAGUCUUUUGGUCGUGACAUAUCAGACGCUCAUUACAAGGCUUGUUUGUAUGCUGGAAUCAACAUUAGUGGUACCAAUGGGGAGGUUAUGCCUGGCCAGUGGGAGUAUCAGGUGGGUCCCAGUGUGGGAAUUGAAGCUGGAGAUCACAUCUGGUGUUCAAGAUACAUUCUUGAGAGAAUCACUGAACAAGCUGGUGUUAUUCUCACACUUGAUCCAAAACCAAUAGAGGGUGAUUGGAACGGUGCAGGAUGCCACACCAAUUACAGCACAAAGAGCAUGAGGGACGAAGGUGGCUACGAAGUGAUAAAGAAAGCAAUCUUGAAUCUGUCACUUCGCCAUAAAGAACAUAUCAGCGCCUAUGGUGAAGGAAAUGAGAGAAGGUUGACUGGAAAGCAUGAAACUGCCAGCAUUGACACAUUUUCUUGGGGAGUGGCUAAUCGUGGUUGCUCAAUUCGAGUAGGGCGUGAUACCGAGAAGAAUGGCAAAGGUUACUUGGAAGAUCGACGUCCGGCUUCAAACAUGGACCCUUACGUGGUGACCUCAUUGCUGGCAGAGACUACAAUUUUGUGGGAACCAACCCUCGAGGCUGAAGCUCUCGCCGCUCAGAAGUUGUCCUUGAAAGUUUAAUGUGAUUUUGAUUGAAGACAACCUCAAGGGCACAGGAAGUAAUCACUUGAAUUUAAUUGGCCUGUGCACAGGGAAAGCUUUUCUCUUGUUAGUCCUCAGGAAAGAUCUUUUGUAAAUAAGGGUCCUGAUGCCAUCAGAUUUUUCGUGCCCAGUCCUGUAAAAUGGUUUCUUAGAUUGAGAAAACAUUUUAUAGACAAGGGUUCCUCACUGUUAAUUAGUUUUGAACUUACGGGCGAUUACUUAAUGUUUGAUCUAUUGGCAUCCUGGACUUCUUUUCUCCAGCCUUUUGACAAUUUCUGGAAUUUUUAACUUGGUGGUAUCAUAUUGAUGUUCUACUUUUACUUUAAAUUUGAUUGAUCUUUUUGUCA